Molecule: messenger RNA, 1544 nt
Organism: Neltuma alba
Lineage: Eukaryota; Viridiplantae; Streptophyta; Magnoliopsida; Fabales; Fabaceae
Product: zinc finger CCCH domain-containing protein 48-like
Exons: 7
Coding region: 1-1248 (415 amino acids)
Molecular function (GO): protein binding; metal ion binding
Source: RefSeq, a predicted model, not a curated record
AUGACUACAAGGGUAGGAAGGAGAAGUGAGGUUCCUUAUAAGAAGGACACUUGCAAUAAUUGGGUUGUAGGGCGUCACACCAAUAAGCCCUGCAGGUUUGUGCGCAGUGAGACUUCACUACCGUCCACCCCACGUAAUACUCCUUAUCAAUGCAGGAGGAAGUCCCCUUACUCGGUUAACAAGUCUCGUAGGAAUGAAUUGCUUAACAAGCCUCAAUCAGAUGGCAUAAGAUCCUCUAUUGCCAAAGGCAAUUCACCUCAAAUUUGUAAGUACUGGAUCAAUGGGAACUGCGUACAUGGCGAUCGUUGUUGGAACUUGCAUUCCUGGUUUCAAGGCGAUGGCCUUUCUGUGCUCACUAAGCUUCACCAACACAAGACGAUUGUCACUGGGAUUACACUUCCAGUUGAAUCCGACAAACUUUUUUCUUGUAGCACUGAUGGGACACUUCGGGUGUGGGACUGUCAUACUGGUCAAUGUGUUAGCGUCAUAGAUCUGGGUGAUGAAGCAAGGUGUUUGAUCAGUAUGGGUUCUUGGGUGUUUGCAGGAUUGCGGAAUGCUAUUAAGGCAUGGAACAUUCAGACGGCUGCUGAGAUCACUGUUGAUGGACCUAAGGGUACUGUACUUUCCAUGGCUGUUUGCAACGAUACACUUUUUGCUGGAGCAAUGGAUGGUGUUAUUUACGCAUGGAGAUCCAGUUCUGAAGCAAAUUUCCCAUUUAAAUUAUUGGCAACGUUGAAUGGCCACACCAGAGCUGUUGUUUGCUUAACUGGUGGACCUGGGGACAAGCUGUACUCAGGUUCUGUGGAUCAUAGCAUCAAGGUUUGGGAUCUCAACUCAUUACAAUCUGUGAUGACGUUGAAAGGGCACACGGACAUAGUGACAUCCCUUAUUUUCUGGGACCAAUACUUAUUCUCAAGUUCAUUAGACGGCACAGUAAAGCUUUGGACUGCCACUCAAAAGGAAACUUUGGAAGUAGUACACACGCACCAUGAACAAAGUGGUGUGGUCAGAAUCAACGGGAUGAUUGAUGCGAAAGGAAAACCCAUAUUGUUUUGCUCGUGCAACAACCAUUCAGUUGGGCUAUAUGAAAUGCCAUCGUUUGCUGCGAGAGGAAGAUUGUUCUCAAAACAAGAGAUUAGGGUAAUAGAAGAAGGCCCCGGUGGACUUUUUUUCACUGGAGACGGAACUGGUUUGCUCACUGUCUGGAAAUGGCUGCCAGAGUGGGAGCCUAACACCACAUCUUCAUGAUUCCCAAUCAUAUUUGCUUGCUUUUAACCUUAGAGUUAGGAGAACUAACAAAAUGUUUGUAUUUAAGAUUUUGCUUGUAUUACAUUAUAUACAAUACAUUCAAUUCCAAUUUUAACUCCUCAUUAUGUAAUGAACGUACGGCAUCAACAAUUCUUCUUGUGAAAAUUUGUAUAGUUUUUUUUUUUUUUUUGGUAUUGAAAAUGUACAAUAUGUUACUUCAAAAUGUCACAGCUCGGUUAACCAACACCUUGCUUACUAAUAGACUCGUCAUAAUUAGUAGUUGUGAUUCUUCUUAU